CUUACCAAACUAAAUAAUGUUUCAGUAACGAUCACAUAGAUACCAUAACAAAAGUAAACGUGCUUGCAACAAAUCAUUUAAUGGAUUUCCUCAAUGCUAGUAGGAAGUUUGUUUUUGUCGAUACCUGGGGCUAUCCAGUUAACAAUACUUGGAACGGUAUGACUGGUUGUCUCGCCAGAGGUGAAGUGGAAAUCGGAGGAUCUCCAAUGUUCUUUACGCUGGCUCGAUUGCCUAUUCUGGAGUUCAUUUCAAGUCCCGUACCGUCAAGAUCAAAAUUCGUGUUCCUACAACCGAAGCUUUCUUACGAAAACAAUUUGUUUAUUUUAUCAUUUCGUCACUCGGUGUGGUACAGUAUAGGCGCAGUUAUCAUUUUCCUAUUCUUGGCAUUAUUUGGUGUCACAUUUUGGGAAUGGAAGAGAAAUGAUCAUGAUGUUGGUUCGAGAAUAAGUGAAGCGGAAAUAUUACGAGCAAAUACAUCUGAUGUUGCCAUAUUAAUUUUUGGAGCAACUUGUCAACAGGGAAGCCCUGUGGAACUGAAAGGUACUUUGGGUCGUGUGGUGCUUCUGGUGCUCUUCUUGACGGUUUUGUUUCUGCAUACUUCGUUCUCUGCGAACAUUGUUGCUCUCUUACAAUCAAGUUCAUCACGGAUUAGAACAUUGGAAGAUUUGCUACAAUCUCGACUGAAAUUUGGUGUCCAUGAUAAUCCUUUUAACAGACAUUAUUUUUCGACCAUGUCUGAACCGAUUAGGAAAGCUAUAUACGAUACGAAGAUUGCACCUCCCGGUGUACCGCCGCGUUUUUUGUCAAUGGAAGAUGGAGUUCAAAAAAUACGUCAGGGACUUUUCGCUUUCCAUAUGGAAACCGGCGUUGGUUACAAAUUUGUAGGAAAAUAUUUUGAAGAAGGGGAAAAGUGCGGCCUUUACGAAAUACAAUAUCUACAAGUAGCAGACCCUUGGAUCGCUGUUCGUAAAAACACUCCGUAUUUGGAAAUGUAUAAAAUAGGUACAAAGCGUAUAAUAGAACACGGUCUGCAGUACAGAGAAAAUCGUCGCUUGUACGAACGUCGACCUACAUGUUCUGGAAAUGACGGUAACUUCGUAUCUGUGAGCAUGGUUGACUGCUACCCAGCGAUAUUAGUGCUGUCCUAUGGCAUACUCAUAGCAACCCUCAUACUUUUUAUUGAGGUCCUGUAUCGGUAUAAACUUAAUAUUUUGAAAGGUAUUCUUCGAAGGGGAAGAAUAUCAAUUUAAUGUACAUUAAGUAUCUAGCGUUUACUUAUAGCACAUUUUAGAUCUCUUAUAUGAUAUUCAUGUGGCAACAAUUAUUCGACUUUGGAAUCACAGUUUAGUUCUGUCAUAGAUUAUAACACCUUGCAAUAUUUAAAAGUGUUUUAUUUCUAUUUCCGAACCGU
Papilio xuthus (Asian swallowtail) is the source of this 1411-nucleotide messenger RNA. RefSeq lists its product as uncharacterized. The transcript has 7 exons. Gene Ontology annotation, molecular function: ligand-gated monoatomic ion channel activity. The record is from RefSeq and is a predicted model, not a curated record. Bases 81 to 1250 code for a protein of 389 amino acids. Gene Ontology annotation, cellular component: membrane. Lineage: Eukaryota; Metazoa; Arthropoda; Insecta; Lepidoptera; Papilionidae.